Messenger RNA from Cannabis sativa, 1318 nucleotides. Its product is annotated as peroxisome biogenesis protein 19-1. The transcript has 5 exons. Gene Ontology annotation, biological process: protein import into peroxisome membrane. The record is from RefSeq and is a predicted model, not a curated record. Gene Ontology annotation, cellular component: peroxisomal membrane; peroxisome. The coding region runs from base 199 to 960 and encodes 253 amino acids. Lineage: Eukaryota; Viridiplantae; Streptophyta; Magnoliopsida; Rosales; Cannabaceae.
UUUAUUAAUGAUAAAUCUCUUUAUUUAAAUUUCAGUAAUAAAUAAGAAAAAAGAAAAGCGGGACCAUAAAAAAGUGUUCAUAUAUAUCUCUCUCUCUAUAUAUAUAUCACCGCGUAACAGAACAGAGCUAAUUCUCAUAAUUCCCUUAGCUAAGGCGGUAAAUCCAAUCCCCAUCCCUCUGAGUUGUAUCGUAUAACCAUGGCAACCACCAACCACGAUGAUUUAGAUGAACUCCUCGAUAGUGCUCUCGAUGAUUUCCAAACUCUCAACCUCAGUACCAAGUCAAGUCCAGCUUCCACCAUUGCAAGAAGUAAUGAAAGUAGAGAUAACGCACAAAAGACUGUUCCGUUGGGUAGUGGGGUUCAAGGAUUGGGGUUGGGUUUGCCUGACCUCAAGGCCAAGAAAAAGGGCAAACAAAAGGCUUCAAAGGAAUCCCAUGUAGCAGAUGCCCUUGAUAAACUUAGAGCUGAAACUAGAGAGGCUGUUAAGGGUCUGGAAUCUGUCACCACAGCUGCCAGGCCACCUGUUCCAGACUUGGGUAAUGAUGCUAUGAUGGAAGAUUGGGUUAAGCAGUUUGAGGAGCUUGCUGGCUCACAGGACAUGGAAUCUAUCAUGGAGAACAUGAUGCAACAACUUUUGUCAAAGGAGAUUCUUCAUGAACCCAUGAAGGAAAUUGGAGAAAGAUACCCAAAGUGGUUGGCUGAGCAUGAAGCGAGUUUGAGCAAAGAAGAAUACGAACGUUACUCCCACCAAUAUGGACUGAUAAAAGAUCUUAAUGAAGUGUAUGAAAAAGAUUCCAAUAAUUUCAGUAAGAUUGUUGAGCUUAUGCAGAAAAUGCAGGAGUGUGGUCAACCACCCAAUGAUAUAAUGCAUGAGCUGGCUCCUGAUUUUGAUCUAGCUACUCUUGGCCAACUAUCACCAGAGAUGCUAGAAUCUCAGGGAAAUUGUUGUAUAAUGUGAAAACAUCACAGACCGGCCGGCAAAGCCUUAUUCGCAGCAGCUGUAGUUGGUGGUUUCUGUCGGUCAAACCCAACCGGAGCAUCCAUGAUUCAUUACAUCAAGUUUAUAAUAAAGUGGCGCUACCUAAACUAGAGUUGCAUAUAUAUUGUUCACCUUUCUUUUUCAAGUGUUUUAUUUAGAAAUUUAGUUGACCAAGAAUUUGUCAACUUGGUAUUUUCUCCUUCUCUCAUCCCAUCAUCAUCAUGUAAUUCUAAUUUUAAUCAGAGACAAAUGAUUUGGGGGAGUGAGUGAGUGGCAUGAAAGAAAACCAUGAAAAGAAAGAAAGUCCAUAUAUAUAUAUAUGUGUUUUAUUUAUUUA